GGGAUCUGUGUGCUAAUGAUCCAACGGUGGUUUCGCGCGAAGAAAGGUGAAUCCUUUCGAUAUGGGAAAGGGGAGCAAGCGAGUAGGCGCGAGGCUUCCGAUGAUGGGAGGACUCUGUUUGUCAUAAAUAGAGAUGAUUCAGGAAUCUUGUGCUCGCUGGUGAGGACGGCGAUGGAGAGGGGAGCCCUCCACUCCAAUCUCCGCCGCGCUCACUGUUGGCCGCUCUUCUCCCGCUCUCCCAACGCCCCUCGCCCGAGUGGGGAGCAUUGGCGGCUCCGUAGGACGCCUGCCCCCGGCUCGACAGAGUUGUUGCUCGCCAAGCGCUUCAGAUCUUGUAACUAUUCGAAGGAAAGGGGAUGCUUAAUUGUGCACAAGUCACUUCGGAGUUCUUCUCUAAGAGUUUUCAACUCAUGCGGAUCACAAGAAGCAAAUGUGAACAGUGAAGAAAUGAAAGAUAAAAAAUUUCUUCUUGAUUGUGGAGAAGAUCAAGAAUGUGUACUUGGAGGUAUAGUUGCAUUGGGAAAGUUUGAUGCGCUUCACAUUGGUCAUCGACAACUGGCAAUUCAGGCAUCAAAAGCUGGGGCUCCUUUCCUAUUAUCAUUUGUGGGAAUGGCAGAAGUACUUGGUUGGGAGUCAAGGCCUCCCAUAGUCGCCAAAUGUGAUCGGAAACGGGUUCUUUCCUCCUGGGCCCCAUAUUGUGGUAAUGUAGUUCCUCUUGAAUAUCAAGUUGAAUUUUCUAAUGUUAGACAUCUUACUCCACGGCAAUUCGUUGAAAGGUUGUCCAAGGAGCUCAAAGUAAGAGGAGUGGUUGCAGGUGAGAAUUAUAGAUUUGGUUACAAAGCAUCCGGUGAUGCGCUGGAGUUGGUGAGGCUUUGCAAAGAGUAUGGUUUGUCUGCAUAUAUUGUGAGCUCUGUCAUGGACAAGACUCGAUGUUAUAAUGGGACAAGUAAAAGCAUAAAUGACAGAGGACAGGUAUCAUCUACUCGUGUUCGCCAUGCUCUUGCUAUGGGUGACAUGGAAUAUGUAGCGGAAUUAUUGGGGAGGAAGCAUCGUCUUGUGUUGAUGUUGGAUGACCAAUUCCUUUUCAUGCAAAAUAGGAUUUUGGCUUCUAAAUCUUGCAUGCUAAACCAGCCACCGGAGGAUGGUCUGUAUGAGAACUGCACUCUUCUAUUGGAUGAUGUGUUUGUUGGGCCAUGCAAGGUGGUCAUUAAUGAUGAAAAAAUUGAUAUAGAAUGGGAUGGCAAAAGCAUUUGGGUGCAAAAUCCAGUUUGCAGUGGCCAACUCCUCGGCAUAGAGUUUGGCUGAUAGAAAUGAUGAGGGCAUUGGAUGACCUGAAUGAAGCAAGUAGUAUCAUUCUUUUUUGAUCAACCCUAAGGGUGGACUCUACUUAAAGGGACAAACAGCUCGAGUUACGUCUAACCAGCUAUAUCGAGGGAAGAAAUGCAAGGAGUAUUUCAAAAGGUAUCCACCUACACAAUUUAUUUAGUAAUUUAUUUUGAAUUUAGAAUAGAAAAGCAUAGGUCAGAACAGGAAAGUGGUUGAUCUUAUGUUGAUGCUUGAUAUUUAUUUGUUACAUAAAAUAAAAACUUCCCUCAUUUGUUUAUUUCUCUGUUAUCAAAAUUUAAGGGUCUGUCAGGGUGAUUUUUCGGACCUUGCCUGACCUAAAUCUUGACUUUGUAUUUUCAUUCCUUUUUCCUAUCCAGAACUGUUGUAUUAACUUGUAUAUUUGUGUAGCAGUGAAACAGUAGAUUGCUUGAGCAUGGCGUUUCA
Messenger RNA from Elaeis guineensis (African oil palm), 1770 nucleotides. Its product is annotated as FAD synthetase, chloroplastic. Gene Ontology annotation, biological process: riboflavin biosynthetic process; FAD biosynthetic process. Gene Ontology annotation, molecular function: FMN adenylyltransferase activity. The record is from RefSeq and is a predicted model, not a curated record. Gene Ontology annotation, cellular component: chloroplast. Lineage: Eukaryota; Viridiplantae; Streptophyta; Magnoliopsida; Arecales; Arecaceae.